Messenger RNA from Aedes aegypti (yellow fever mosquito), 2279 nucleotides. RefSeq names its product EH domain-binding protein 1. The record is from RefSeq and is a predicted model, not a curated record. NCBI's taxonomy places the organism in Eukaryota, Metazoa, Arthropoda, Insecta, Diptera, Culicidae.
GAACGCCAAACGCGGUUACGAGAGCAGGCGCGAAAACUGAUCGCCGAGACGAAAGCCAAAACGCUAACCCUCGAUUCGCCGUCGUCUCCAACGAAGAUCAGCACGGCACAGAAGAUGAACUUCUCGCCGGAACGGACUAUCUCACCGAUCAACAACGUUCCGGAGUUCAUUUUUCCCAGCGUCGGAAUACUCGGCGCCCGGAAUGGCAAAGAUUCGCCGGUGCGGUUCGGGGCUGAUGAGGCGCGAACCAUCGACCGGGGGAGCGAUGCCAAUCGGAAUCACCUGCUGAAGCGGGGGACGCCCUCGCCGAACAAGGUGUCGCCUUCGUUGCUUGAAUUGAUUGCGCCCAAAAACGAGGGGAGGGUGGAAAAAGUCAACUAUAUCCAAAGUGAGCUGAACAAACUGGAACGGGAGCAAGAAGCCAUCGAUCAGAAGGCCAAUGCCCUGGAAAAGAAACUACGAGCUGUGAUGGGAGGCACAAUGUCCAAUGUGAACGAAACCGAAGAUCAACUCAUGUCCCAGUGGUUUACGUUGGUCAACAAGAAGAACGCCUUGCUGAGGCGGCAGAUGCAGCUGAAUCUACUUGAACAAGAGAACGAUCUUGAGAAAAAGUACGACAUGCUGAAUCUGGAACUGCGGGCGGCCCUCUCGAUCGAGGACUGGCGCAAAACGGAGGAACAGCGGGAGAAGGAGGCCCUGCUGCUGGCCGAACUGGUCGCCAUUGUGGACAAGCGCAACGAAUUGGUGCAAAAUUUGCACAGCCAGGAGCAAGCAAUUGAGGAUGACGACGAAAUCGAACGUAAGCUGGAAACCGUGGACAUUAAUCACAAAGACGAAAAAUGCGUCAUUCAGUAGGCUUGUUGCUGGGAGAUGUUUGAAUACUCAAAAUUCGAUUGAUACGAACUGGAUUUAUGUCCUAAGGGAAUCUAUGGAGAUUACCGUGCAUCUAGCGUAGUGUAGAUAGCUUCUUUUCAUAAAUACAGAGUUGUCUAUCGUCGUUCCAAGGAAUAUGCCGUGACCGUGGUGGGUACAGGAAUCCGCAACCGCUCGUACUUCAAAAAAACCUUAAGGCGUACUACUUUUCCCACAUCAUCGUUAUCGGAACCAGUGAUCGUGACUUACCAGAAUCCAACCAAUUCAUCAUCAAACAUUUUGAGCGGGGAAAAAAGGAAAGGUACAAUCGUCAGCGCCGGGAAAACGGUUGAAAACUAUUUACAUUUAGCAGUCAGUUGAGUCGAAGUUUAUCGAGGUAUAUUUAUCGAUUCAGUGUCAGUUGUCUUUUUAGUAUCGAUUCCGUCCGGGAGAUUUGAUUCCAUCGUGUCGUCGUAAUGUACUCGAUGUUGUAAUGGUUGAUGAUACGAAGGUACCUACAGCUGCAACCUAUUUAUAUUCCUUACCAUGGUCCCUACUCACGCAAUACGUGCAAACGCUGUUAGUUGUCCUUAUUUGAUGAGGGAAACUGUUUUCUUUUCGACAAGAAGGGAUUUCAUUAAGUUUUAAGUUCUCAUACUCGGCUCUCAGUUGUACAUAUCUGUUAAUUUUAAACCAUGUUUUAACCAAAAAAAAAAAUCGAAUCAUUUAAGCUCUCCAAAACACCAUUAUCAGUCAAUGGAUGUGAGCAGCUUAGGAACUUAUUUUAUAAGGAAACAUUCUGUGUGCAAAUAUUUUACUCGUUUUAAAACUUUUUUUGGAGCUCGGUUAGAGGCGCGGAAGACAUAUUGUACCCUUUUGAGGUAAUGAUUACAAUAAUGCUAUAAAAGGAAACUUUUACGUGAUACCAAUUGUGGAAAAAUCCCAAUUUAUAAACAUAUAUUUUAUUUUUGUAAGCUUUUUUAGUACAUCAGACUUAAGUAGUUUUCUCUGACAUUUGAAAUUCGUAGAGAAGAAAAAGUAGAUUUUGCGCUAAUUCCAAUAUAACCUAGUAGAACUUUCACAGAGGAGCUUUGGAAGGGUUUCAAUCGAUCCGAUAGCUGUUUUUGAAGCCAGUCUUGAGUAGCUUUGGCUUGCUUUUCUCCGGCACAACCGCAGCAAAAGGAUUAGGUAAACAAGUCAGACAGAACAAGAGAAUUAUUACAAAUUAUGAUAUUCUAGUCAUUCGAGUAGUAGUUGUAGCUAAACACGGGGAAAACUAAUUUAAUAUAUCGUAUGGAUAAUGAUAGUAUUAUUGAUUCAACUGUGCUCUAUAUAUAUACACAAUACCACAAACACAAAAAAUCACAAAACUCUUAACUACUGCUAGACGAACAAACGAAGAUGACUCGACUAACCAAAAAAAACAA